Leguminivora glycinivorella is the source of this 2147-nucleotide messenger RNA. RefSeq lists its product as uncharacterized. The record is from RefSeq and is a predicted model, not a curated record. NCBI's taxonomy places the organism in Eukaryota, Metazoa, Arthropoda, Insecta, Lepidoptera, Tortricidae. The transcript has 4 exons. The coding region runs from base 119 to 2077 and encodes 652 amino acids.
GUGUGAUCGCGCGAGUGAUAUUGAUUGAUUCUAGUAUAAAAUAGGCCGAAUAUUAUGAUAUUUUUGUAUUAUAAUAUGCUCAAUACGCGUAACUUCACGAAAUAGAACUAUAUUAAACAUGGACAGCGAAGACUGUAAAGGAUUUCUCAAGCACAUGAAAAAGCGGCCCGAUGGACUUAGCGUUGGAAAAAUAGACAAUACAGCACCUGUGAGAAAGAUAGUCGAUGAUACGUUAUACGUUAACCGACAAGCGUUCGUGUUUCUUCACUCGAAUCGACUUCCUCGGUAUUACGACGAGCACCGAACAAACAAGCACUUCCUGAACCCUGGGCACUUGCUGGCGGCUUUCCCGGACGACUGGGAUGGAGACCUAUCCCUCGACUUCUACCAACCAUUCCGAUACAAGUGUAUGCAACCAAAGAUGAUCACAAGUAUUGGCAAUAACAAUGAUAAAGAUCCUAUAGCUGAAUUUCUGAAAAUAAAACAGAAGUGGUAUGACGCAUUGGUGUGCCAGAGGUAUUCAGCCUUUAGGACUAAAGUACCGCUUUUAGAAUAUUUAAAAGAGCACAGCGAUGACAUCAUCUCAUGUCCGAAGCACAUUGUGGACAUGGCGAUGCACUGGGACAAUGACCCAGACCCGUACUUCAACAGUGCAUACAACUGGUACUAUGCUGGGAACGGAAACAUGCAGCUUGUGGUAAUUGAUGGCAAGGAGUACUUGAUGUGCAGUGAAAUCCAUGUCUGUAAUUUAUUUGAGUUCAAUAGGGAUGAAGUGACAUUCAAAAGGUGUUCAGUGGCAGCCUUUGAUUGUGGAGAAGGCAACAAUAUAUGCGAAAGUGUUUGCUCAUCACAAAACAUCAUAGCUUUAAGGACCAAGUAUAAAAUAUUUAUACUCAAAAUCGUCACAAUAGGUGAUGAGAUCGAAUUAGAACAGAUAGAAGUAUCUGAAUCGAAAACAGCAUAUACUGGCAUUUCAUUUGAUGAGUGUCAUAAAAAUAUAUUGUAUGUGACAGAUUUAAAUAACACAUUGAAAAUAGUCAAUAUAGACCGGCUAAGAGCAAGAACUGUUGAGUUGAAAAACUCAGUUAAAAGUUUAGUGAACAAUUGGAGCACCGUGGUCAGUAAUGAGCGCAUGUACUACACACACGUGUCUACGAGGGCUAUAACACUGUAUGACAAGCGAGUCAAUAAUUCUAUACGAAGAUGGAGCAACCCAGAUAGAGUAUCAGAUGAUGCGAUAUGCAGUCUCAUAAGCGCCGCCAAAUAUUCCUUGAGCGGGCCUUACCUCUACGUCGCCACUAACCAUAAUUUGCUUUUAAUGGAUAUGCGAUAUCAAAAGAAUUUAGCUCUGAAGCCCUUACAAAGGUGGACGCACGGAAUGCAAUCUUUUCCAUCUUACAUAUCAAUAAGUAGUUUUGAACGUGAUAAGGAAUUAAUCUGCUUGUCUAGUCAAUGGUGCGAAGAUACAUGUGUCGUGCCAAAUUACUUGCAGAGAGAAUGGACUGACCCAGAAUUCAAGGGAAUGACGAUACCUUAUCGUCUGCCUAGUAUAGUAGAGACAUUAAAAGAGGCUAAACUGAAACCGCAAUACACGGAUCUGUAUAAGUCUGUAGAUAACAGAUUGGUAACGGCGUUGUCGGGGAGCCUGUUGUUUGAAGACGGGGAGAAGUAUAUCGUGCUCUCUCAGAAUAGCCUUGGCGACGUGACGUCACACGUGCUGUACCCGGAUCACAUGUCUACUCCUGUGGACGACGCGCCGGAAGCCCUGAUUAAGUGGUGCGAAUGCUACGAUGAUGUGAAAAAGGACUUCAUGGUAACAUUUUAUAGGGACAUUAGCCCAAUUUGGAAGGUGCUAGAGAAAGUUCCGGAAGGUGAAUUGAAUAAGAAAUUUGAGAAUGAGACGACGAACUUUAGUGAGCAGGAAGUGCUUGACGCGUUCAAAAAUGAAGAAAUCGAGGAAUCGCUGUUAGAUGUGUGGAUGGAAAAUGAGGAAGGCGAAUCCAAAAUUCUUGAUAUUGAUAGUGAUGAUAAAUCCUCGUUGAGUUUGUCGCUAAAUAUAACGAAAGACGUUGAUUGAUAUUUAUAAGAAUCUUGACUGUGAUUUACUAAUAAAUUGAUUAAAUUAAGAAUUAGAAUUUGGCAUUGGA